This is a messenger RNA of Penicillium angulare, 423 nucleotides long. RefSeq names its product reducing type I polyketide synthase. The record is from RefSeq and is a predicted model, not a curated record. NCBI's taxonomy places the organism in Eukaryota, Fungi, Ascomycota, Eurotiomycetes, Eurotiales, Aspergillaceae. The coding region runs from base 1 to 423 and encodes 140 amino acids. The transcript has a single exon.
AUGGUCUCUUGCGUGGGCUCUGAACGGAAAAAUGCGAUGCUUCAAGCAGUCACUUUGGCUCUUGAUUGCCAAAGAGCAGGCUAUCACACGGCGGAAAUAAUCCAACGGGUACUGCACACUGUUCUACAUGCCGAGGGAAAUGAUAUGGAGUUGGAACAUCGGGAGCCGGACGGGAUUAUUCUCGUUAACCGUGUCAUUGAAUGUGACCACAUGAAUGAACACAUUCACACUAGCGUUCAGCCAUUUGGUGCAGCAAACCCGCCUCCAUUCCCUCUGCAAUUCAAAGCUCCUGGCAUACUCGACUCUCUUCGAUUUGUCGAGGUGGAUGUAGCAAGCCAGCCUUUGCAGCCCCAUCAGGUUGAGAUUGAGAUGAAAGCAGUUGGCGUGAAUUUCAUGGGCCUGUUGACAGCACUUGAAGAAUAA